This is a messenger RNA of Salvia hispanica, 1007 nucleotides long. RefSeq lists its product as uncharacterized. Lineage: Eukaryota; Viridiplantae; Streptophyta; Magnoliopsida; Lamiales; Lamiaceae. The record is from RefSeq and is a predicted model, not a curated record. Gene Ontology annotation, molecular function: ubiquitin-protein transferase activity.
AUCCUGUUUUCCAGCAUCACCCAACUGACAACACACACACACUUUCUCUUCUUGAACAACUAUUCACAAAGAUAUAUUGACGCACACGAAUUCACACUUUUCAACCCUCCAAACCUUCUCCAUAUGAUACUUUACUCACAAAAUCUGCAUUCUUUCCCUUUUAUUUUCACUCUCCAUUCGGUUUUUACCCCCAAUUUAUUUUCUAAUUAGGUUUGUUUCAUUCUCUUCAACUGCUGCAAUGGCGAUUCAAGCUCAUCACAUAAGCAACUCCUCAGGAUUUGUGUUUGGUGGAUGCCAAGACGAGAAUGCUUACGGAUUAAACAAUCUCCGCUGCUACAACGAUCAUCGUCUCUCUAUCCCUCACAUCGUCUCCGCUCAAUUCGAGACUCAACGAUUCGAGAUUCAUCACUACCUCAACACACAGAACGAGAGAUUGCGAAUGGCGCUGCAGGAGCAGACGGCGCUCCUGCUGAGGAGCUACGAAUCCAAGAUUCAGUCUCUGCUGAAGCAGAGAGACGACGAGAUCUCGAGAGCGGGGAGGAGGAAAAUGGAGCUGGAGGAGUGCGUGAGGAGGAUGGAGAUGGAGAGGGUGACGUGGCAGCGAUUGGCGCAGGAGGGCGAGGCGACGGCGGCGUCGCUGAGGGCGCGGAUGAAGGAGGCGGGGUCGUGCUGCGUCGAGAGAGAGAGGGAACCGAGGAAGAUGGUUUGCAGAUGCUGCAAUUCUAGGAAAUCGUGCGUGAUAAUGCUGCCGUGCAGGCAUCUGUGCUCAUGCACAGAUUGCGAUGCCUUUCUCGAUUGCUGCCCUGUUUGCAAUGUCGCCAAGAAAGCAACUUUGGAAGCUCUGCUUUGACAUUUUCAGCUAAUUCAUUUUAUUCAAAUAAGUAUUAGUUUUUGGUUUUUGAUCUUGUUCAUAAUGAUGUGCAUCGGAUUUAUUUAUUAAAUUAGGUUUUAGUUGUAGAGAAUACUAACUUUGGAGCAAUCGAUGAUGUGUAUAUUGUCAUUUGUCA